Misgurnus anguillicaudatus (oriental weatherfish) is the source of this 2893-nucleotide messenger RNA. The record is from RefSeq and is a predicted model, not a curated record. NCBI's taxonomy places the organism in Eukaryota, Metazoa, Chordata, Actinopteri, Cypriniformes, Cobitidae.
AUGAUGAUGUGAAAAAAUACUGUUAUGCAUUUGCUCUUUUGUGUUUUGUUGUGCUGCCAUCGCGUGUAGAAGCAGUGCCAAGCGCAAGCACACAUACGUGGCAUGACAGAUAUUAUUUAUCUUACCAAAAUAUUAUAUGAAUGUGUGAAGCAAAAAUAAAAUGCGUUUGGUUGUCCCACAUUUUUUAAAUAUUCUGUAAUAAUCGUAAUAGAUCGAUUAACUUUUAUUUUGUGCUAAGAUACUUCACAUGCAAACUGUAGCAGUGAUUGAUCUUUACUAGUCUAACUUGAAAUCAUAAGUAAACCUGUCAACCUUAUAGGUUUGCUGUCAUUCUGGUUUAGUCUUAAUCACUCGGUAAAUAUUUGCUGUUGUUUGCUAUUGUCCUUUUCCUGGAACAUCCCUAUCACAUCGCGUCACUCUCAGUCGUCUUUCUCACAGGAAUGUCUUUACAGCAUUAUGAAGAAACUGUUGCUGUUUUUCAUCUUUAUCUUAAGUUUAAACGCUGUGUUUGCUGAGAAAGUUUCAGUGCUGGAGGGAAAUGUAGUCUCAUUUAAAACUGGAGUUACUGACAUGCGUAAAGUUUAUCUGAUCUGGUUAUACAGAGAUGCUAUUAUAGCUAAAAUGAAUGAAGGAAAUAUUAAUUUGUAUGAUACUGAUGAUGGGAUAUUUGAAGACAGACUUCAGUUGGACAAUCAGACUGGAUCUCUCACUAUCAGCGAUAUCAGAACCAAACACGCUGGACUUUAUCAACUAAAAAUAAUCACAAAUGAAACCUUCAUCAAAACAUUCAGUCUUACUGUACAGGAUGUGUUUUUUGCUGGAGUAGAAAACAAAAGAGAAGGAGAUUCGGUCACAUUGAACACUGGAGUGACUGAAAUAAAGAAACACAAUCUAAUGAUGUGGAUGUUUGGACCUUCAAAUCCAGACAUCCGUCUUGCUGAAAUCAUCAUAAAUGAUAGCAUCUCAUAUGAUUUUGAUGAGAGAUACAAAGACAGACUUCAUGUGGAUCAUCAGACCGGAUCUCUCACCAUCAGAAAUCUCAAAACUAGAAACACAGGAGUUUAUCAACUACAGAUCUCCAACAUCAAAGAGACCAUAUACAAGAGAUACAAUGUGUUCGUGGAACCAGGACUGUCUGCAUUAUAUAUAGGACUGAUAUGUGCUGCUGUCCUGUUGCCUAUACUGGGAGCUAUACUGGCUGUGGCUUUACUAUAUCGAUGGAAAUACUCUCAACUCAAAGAUGAAAUGAAGACCGUGUCAGUGAUGGAGGGAAAUUCUGCAACAUUGAAAACUGGAAUCACUGAAAUACAAGACCAUCAUAAAAUAAUCUGGAGGUUUGGAGCCAAAGGUCCCAUCAUAGCUCAGAUCCAAAGGACCAAUGAUGUCGCAUAUGGUGAUGAUGAGAGAUUCAAAAACAAACUUCUCCUGGAUAAUGAGACUGGAGAUCUCACCAUCAGUGAUAUCAGAAUCAGGAUCUCUGGAAAUUAUCACCUAGAAAUCACCAAAAGAACCAAAAUCACUCAAUCAAAGAGUUUCAAAGUUGUUGUCCGAGAGGACACAUUAAAGGUCACAGAGGGAGAGUCUGUUAAACUACAGACAGGCAUUUCCAAAUUACAGGAUGAUGAUAAGACACAGUGGAGAUUUGAAGUAAAUGGAAAGAGCAAUGAGAUCUCAUUAAAUUGUGAUGAUGAGAUAUUCGGAAACAGACUGACGCUGGAUCCUCAGACUGGAUCUCUCACAAUCACAAACAUUAAACACUCAGAGACUGGAGUUUAUGAACUACAGUUUAAGAACAGAAAUGCAACUUCAUAUAAGAAAUUCAAUGUUGUUGUCUGGUACAAUACAUUGAAACAUUCAGUGGGAGAUUCUGUCACUCUACAAACUAAAGUCUCUGAACUAAAGGAAGACCAUCGGAUACUGUGGACAUUUGGAAAUAAAAAUACCCGUAUAGCUGAAAUCAAUGGAGUCAGCGGUCAGCCGUUUAUAUAUGACGGAAAUGAUGAGAGAUUCAGAGACAGACUGACUCUGAAUGAACAGAAUGGAGAUCUGACCAUCAGAAACAUCAGCAGAGGACAUUCAGAUGUUUAUAAACUGCAGAUCAACAGCAGCUCAGAUAUCAAAAGUUUCAUGCUUAUCGUAAAUGAGAAACUGGAGUCAGUGAUGGAGGGAAAAUCUGUCACACUACACACUGAUCUUACUGACAUGCAGAGUGAUGAAGUGAUGAUACUGUGGAUGUUUGGACCUGAAGACAGUCUCAUAGCUAAAGCUGAUUUAAACAAGAAGAUGCUUUAUGAUGGUGCUGAUGAAAGAUUCAAAAACAAACUUGAGCUGGAUCAGACUGGAUCUCUCACCAUCACAGGCAUCAACAGUAAACUAACAGGACUUUAUAAACUACAGAUCAUCAGCAACAGAGAGACCACAUAUAAGAGAUACAGAGUUUCUCUCCAUGCUAACCAUGAAACAGAUGGUGCGGCAGAUCAUAUAGAGGAAGUGUCAGAGGGGAUUCCUUUACUUCUCAUACAAACCUCACAACAGCAGCAAUAGUAUGUUGUCUGUUUAUUCAACAUUAUUUGAAAUGCACACUUGUUAUACAACAACUGAGAGCAGUGUAAAGAGAUGAAAAUCUUAUCUGAUGCUGAACUCCUGAGAGAAGGCGGCGGAGAGGCCAAAACUACGCAUUGCUGCUUUAACUAUAUAUUUAUUUUGUGAACAUAAUAUUCAUAUUGAAAGUCACAUGUAUCUUACAUUAUAUAAAUAAAAUAAGAAGUGUUGGGAUUAUAUUGUUUGUGAAAAGGGACUCUUGUACUUAUAUAUAUUAUAUUAUAUAUUAUUUAUUAUAUUAUAUUGUUGACAUUUUGCACAGUUUACACACAUUAAACCACUAUAAAAUAUA